Malassezia sympodialis ATCC 42132 is the source of this 927-nucleotide messenger RNA. It is a transcript of the gene CAF40, whose product is annotated as CCR4-NOT core subunit CAF40. Gene Ontology annotation, biological process: mRNA catabolic process. Gene Ontology annotation, cellular component: CCR4-NOT complex. Lineage: Eukaryota; Fungi; Basidiomycota; Malasseziomycetes; Malasseziales; Malasseziaceae. The record is from RefSeq and is a predicted model, not a curated record.
AUGGGGGACGCGCACCUGCCGCCGCCCAUGGCCCCGCCCCUUGAGGGCAUGACUGCGCUGGAUCUACACCCGCUUAUCUCGCAGUUUUGCCAGAGACCGGAUCCCUCCGAGGUGCAUGCCGCCAACGUGGACGCGUUGCCUGGUAGCUCGGCGCAGCGCGAGCAUGCGCUGCUCGAGCUGAGCAAGAAGCGCGAGCAGUAUGAGGACCUCGCGCUCGUGCUGUGGCACAGCUUUGGCGUGAUGCCCUCGCUGCUUCAAGAGAUUAUUUCUGUCUACCCGCUGCUUUCGCCGCCCGUGCUCACGGCGCAUGCGUCGAACCGCGUGUGCAAUGCGCUAGCGCUCCUGCAGUGCGUUGCCAGCCACAGCGAGACGCGCAGUGCGUUUUUGCAGGCGCACAUCCCCCUGUUCCUCUAUCCGUUUCUGAACACGACAUCCAAGUCGCGGCCGUUCGAGUAUUUGCGCCUCACCUCGCUCGGUGUGAUUGGCGCGCUGGUGAAGCAGAAUGACAAGUCCGACGUCAUUACGUUCCUUUUGUCGACAGAAAUCAUACCACUGUGUCUGCGCAUCAUGGAGACAGGCUCGGAGCUCUCCAAGACCGUCGCGAUCUUUAUCGUUCAAAAAAUUCUGCUUGACGAUCUUGGGCUCAACUACAUCUGCCAGACGUACGAGCGCUUCUAUGCUGUCGCCACCGUGCUCAGCAACAUGGUCACGCAGAUCGUCGAGAGCCAGGCCAUUCGCCUGCUCAAGCAUGUUGUGCGCUGCUACCUGCGCCUCAGCGACAAUCCGCGUGCACGCGAAGCGCUGCGCUCGUGUCUGCCCGCGCCCCUGCGCGAUGCCACGUUCUCGCAGCUGUUGAAAAACGACCACAUCACCAAGCGCUGCCUUGCGACGCUCCUGCUCAACUUGUCCGAUCGCGCAGAGUCGUAG